AUGCCUGCUCGUCUUCACUCUCGUCCACAAGGCAAUUCUACUCUCGCGUCCUCGCAGGAAGCUGGGGACCAUGCGGACAGACCAUCCUCUCCGCAAGUUCAUUUGACGUAUGAGGAUGAGGAUGCUAUUGCUGAAAUCCACCGUACCCUGACGAAGAAGGAUCAUGACUACUCGGAACCACAUUUGUCGUUUGACAAGUUUCUAGAAGAAGAACUUCGGGCUGGAAGGAAGAAGCCUAAUCUCGGAGUUUGCUUUCAGUCACUCUCGACAUGGGGUACAGGAGGAGAGCAUGUUAACGUCAAGACGUUAGGAACUGCAUUGUGGCGGACUCUCAUUUUUCAAGAUGUCUACGAAUGGACGAUCAAGCCGUGGUUGGCGAAACCCGAGCCCGAGAGUGGCCGUCAGUUAAUUCGAGAUUUUACUGGGGUGGUUCGGAGUGGUGAGAUUAUGCUUGUUUUGGGUCGACCAGGGUCGGGCUGCUCGACUUUUCUACGAACAAUCGCUGGUUAUCACUCGUCGUUCCUUGGUGUGACUGGCUCAAUCGCUUAUUCCGGCCUAAGCCUAGAAGAUGUCAGGAAGCACUACCGUGGUCAGGUUGCCUAUGUCCCGGAAGAUGAUGUACAUUUUCCUACGCUCAGUGUUCGACAAACCUUGGAGUUUGCACUUCAGAGCAAGACGCCGAAAAGGUACCAUGACAGAAUCCCUCGGUAUCUUGAAAUCUAUGGCAGAGUGUUCGGAAUGUCACACACCAUGGACACUUUAGUCGGAAACGAGUACAUUCGAGGAGUUUCGGGAGGAGAACGCAAACGGAUUUCAAUUAUCGAGUCUCUGGCCACUGACUCGUCGGUAAUGUGCUGGGAUAACUCGACCCGAGGUCUUGAUGCCUCAUCCGCUCUCGACUAUGCCCGGAGUUUGCGGAUCAUGACCGACACUUGCGGUAAAGCCACGCUGAUGACCUUGUACCAGGCUUCUGAUGCUAUCUAUGACCUUGUCGAUAAGGUCUUGCUCAUCGACGAAGGGCGAAUGCUCUACCAAGGUCCCGCGCAUGAAGCCAAGGCAUACUUCCACGAUCUAGGAUAUGAGUGUGGGCCCAUGCAGACGGUAUCCGAUUUCCUUACUAGUAUUACUAUCCCAGAAAGAAGGAAGUUCCGAGAAGGGUGGGAACAGCGCGCACCAAAAGGACCCAUUGAGCUGGAACAAGCUUUCAGAAAGAGCGCUGCGUUCAUGAACGUUCAGAAGGAAGUACGGAGCUAUGACAGCCAGGGAUUCGGUGGGAGGAGCCGCGCCGAGUCGCACUCUGAUACAGACUAUGAAAGCUUAGAAGACGUCAAAGAGGCCCUCCAAACCGACAAAUCCCGAUUCGUGUCCUCCAAAUCUCCGUAUACCAUCUCCCUCUUCCGACAGGUGGUAUUAUGUGCUAAACGUCAGAUAUGGCAGAUUAGAGGCCACAUGUCGCCCUUGUACAUCAAACUUAUCUCCUCGGUCAUUUACGGACUCCUUGUCGGGUCCAUGUUUUAUGACCAACCGCAAACCACGGACGGGAUGUACUCACGAGGGGGCGUGAUUUUUUACUCAUCUAUUCUUCUGGCCUGGCUCCAAAUGUCUGAAUUAGAAGAAGCAAUGCAGGGACGUGACAUCCUCAGUCGCCAGAAGAAAUUUGCAUUCGUCCGGCCCAGUGCUGUGUGCCUGGCCCGAGUCGUCGCAGAUAUCUUCAUUGCAGCUCUCCUUACUUUCCUCUACCUAGUGGUUGUUUAUUUUCUGUCAGGGUUGAAGUCUGAUGCCGGGGCCUUCUUCAUCGAUUUCUUGUUCAUCUAUAUGUGCACGAUAUCUCUAACAGCUCAAUUCCGGCUGUUUGCCGCCGCGUCCUCUAACUUCGAGGUUGCCCUCCGCUACACAGGAUUCCUCGUUCUGCUUUGCAUUGUUUUUGGAGGUUACGUACUCUCUGUGGACAAGAUGAUGGCUGAUGUUCCCUGGGUCGGAUGGAUAGCGUAUAUCACACCAGCGUUAUAUACAUACGAGGCAAUGAUGGCUGCGGAGUUUCACAACACCAACUUUACCUGCUCCCCAGCUUCGGUUGUCCCUGCAGGACCUGUCUAUACUGACAUUGCCUACCAGACAUGUGCUUAUGCUGGAAGUCAGAUCGGAAGCACUAUAGUCAACGGCGAUGACUAUCUUGCAGUCAAAUACGGGUUCUAUUUUAGUCAUGUUUGGCGCAACUUCGGUAUCCUCUGUCUUUUCACUGUUGCUUCCGUUGCUGCUACCUGCCUUCUGAGUGAAAUUAUGGAAUGGGAACCAGACAGUGCCGGACCAGUCCAGUACAAAAAGUCUCGAAAACAGCUGAGGAAGAUUGCGAACAUUAGUGAUGAAGAAGAGCGCCCUGUGCAGGUCAAUCAAACAUCGCCUUCAGCAUCUGACACUGAUGGACCGUCUGUUGGAGCCCUCACUGCCACCAAAUCAACCUUCACCUGGGAUAACCUGGAACUGUUUGUCCGUGUUGGAAAGGAAAAUCGCAAGCUAUUGGACGGUGUUAGUGGAUAUUGCAAACCGGGGACCCUGACUGCUUUGGUCGGAGCUUCUGGAGCGGGCAAAUCGACUUUGUUGACUGCGCUUACCCAGAGGCAAAGCUCUGGCGACCUUACAGGUACGAUGUAUGUAGACGGAAGACCUAUCGACUCUUCUUUCAAAUCUAGAAUUGGCUACUGUGAACAGAUGGACAUUCAUGACGAAAGCAGCACCAUUCGCGAAGCAUUCGAGUUCUCUGCACUGCUUCGUCAAGACUCCACUGUACCUGAUCAGGAGAAGUUGGCUUAUGCAAGAACGGUGCUAGAGACGUUAGACUUGGUGGAAUUGCAGAACGCCAUUAUCGGCUCUUUGGACAUCGAAAAGAAGAAAAGGGUCACCAUCGGCGUUGAACUUUGUGCAAGACCUGAGCUGCUACUAUUCCUGGACGAGCCCACUAGUGGCCUAGACAGCCAGGCUGCGUCUAGUAUUUGUGCCCUACUAAGACGACUCGCCGACCAGGGUCUGGCAAUCCUUUGCACAAUACACCAAGCAAACCAGGAGCAGUUCGAGAUGUUUGAUCGAGUGCUGGCUCUGAGUCCCGGUGGCAAGACCUAUUAUUUUGGCGAAGUUGGAGAGGCAGGGCACUCUAUCUUCGACUACUUUGCGAAAUACGGGCAGAAGCCUGAAAAUAUUACCAACGCUGCGGACUACAUUAUUGAAGUUGUUGUCGGAGGCAUGAAAAACACGGCAAGCACCGUUGACUGGGCCGCGGUCUGGAACCAAUCCGUUGAAGCGCAGCAGGUUCAACAAGACCUUGAGAGGUUCAGGAAUAUGAAACAAGAGAGUUUACCAAGUCUGGAUAUGCAAUCACAGGCCAUGCCUGCAAUCUCUCGCCAGAUUUUCCUCUUGACUCAAAGGACAUCGCGUCAAUUCUGGAGAAGCCCCGAAUACCCAUAUUCUCGGCUCUACGCUUCGUUCCUGCACGCUCUCAUCAACUGUCUUACGUACCUACAGAUUGGCAAUAGCACCACGGAUCUGCAGUCAAAAGCAUUUUCGUGCUUUUUGGUACUGAUGUUGGUGCCUGAGUUCAUCAACGCAAUCAGCGCUAGAUUUAUCAUGAAUCGUGAUCUGUGGAAGGCUCGUGAAGGGCCCAGCGGAGCAUACGGAUGGGUUGCUUUUUGUACAGCCCAAAUCAUUUCUGAAAUCCCGUACGCCAUUAUCAGUGCGGUCGUCUUCUUCGUCCUGUACUAUUUCUCCGUGGGUCUUCCUUUGGGAUUCGCUGCGGGAUACAGCUUCCUCAUGUUUUUCUUGUUCUUUUUGUUCGCAACGUCCUGGGGCCAGUGGAUUGCCGCCUUGAGUGCCGACUCGGUGGUGGCAGCAACCUUGAUGCCCUUCUUCAUCAUCAUGUGUGAGACAAUGAACGGGAUCUUGCAGCCUCAUAAAUACAUGCCUGCAUUCUGGGCAUACACGAUGUACUACGUUACCCCUUUUACAUAUUGGAUUGGAGGUGUCCUGACAUCCGUUCUCCGUGGCGUGCCAGUCAUUUGUGAUGAGAACGAAUUGACCGUUUUCCAAAGCCCUCCUAAUAUAACCUGCAGCGAAUAUGCGGGAUCCUGGCUGGCCGAAAAGGGUGUUGGAUAUCUAUCCAAUCCCGAUGGUUCAGGGGAGUGCGGAUACUGCGAGUAUAGUUAUGGAGAUGAUUACCUCUCCACAAUUGGCCUUGAUUCGUCCAAGAUUUGGCCGUACUUUGGCAUUUUCGUAGCGUUUGUGGUGAGCAAUUACUUGAUGGUAUAUCUGCUUGUUUACAUUCGGUCGGUGAUGAAGCCGUUUCGGCGACGUACUUAA
Molecule: messenger RNA, 4347 nt
Organism: Aspergillus nidulans FGSC A4
Lineage: Eukaryota; Fungi; Ascomycota; Eurotiomycetes; Eurotiales; Aspergillaceae
Product: putative ABC multidrug transporter
Exons: 7
Coding region: 1-4347 (1448 amino acids)
Biological process (GO): transmembrane transport; azole transmembrane transport
Cellular component (GO): membrane
Molecular function (GO): ATPase-coupled transmembrane transporter activity; ATP hydrolysis activity; nucleotide binding
Source: RefSeq, a predicted model, not a curated record